AUAUAUUUAGAUAGACCAUGCCUCACCAGCCAAAAGCAGAGCUGUCUGCAGACACACUCACAUCUCCGAGCUACAGCAAAACCCAGUUUAUCUGACACAUUGCUCAAAGCUACCCAACCUCUGGUAGCUCCUUGAAACAAAAAUGGCUGACAUAGAAAAAGAUGAACGACCCUGGGUCGGUGUACUUCGUAGGGUAGUGACUUUUGCAUUUGCCCUUUUAGUGCUGUCAGCAGUACUAUGGGCAUUUAUUGAUAGUAUCCCCUUGGCCCGUGAUGAGUAUAGAAUCAUGGCCUUCGGAAUUUACGGGGCGUUUUUAACGGUGCACCUCAUAAUCCAAAGUUUCUUUGCCUUCCUUGAACACCGGAAAAUGAGAAGAGGUGGCUCCCCUUGCUCUUACACAAAAAGUGUGGCCUUGACCAUAUCCGCUUACCAAGAAGACCCCGUCUACCUGCGUGAAUGCCUUGAAUCUGUCAAGAACACACAAUACCCUCCCGAUAAGUUAAGAAUCAUUAUGGUUAUUGAUGGCAACAGCCCUGAUGACCAAUACAUGAUGGACAUGUUUAAGGAGGUUUUUGCCAAUGAAGAAGUUGGGACUUAUAAUUGGCCAAACAACUACCAUCACUGGGACAAAGACAAUGCUGAGAAGUUUUACGAUAACGAGAAUCCAUAUGAGACGCAUAUAAACCCCAACAUCCAGUGGAUUGACCCACAGCAACCAGGACAGGAUGUCAUUUAUGAAGUCAAUGAGAUGAACUAUGAAGGGGAUGUGAAUUAUGACAACAUGGUAAAUCAAAGGCAAGUUGCUCAAGCAAUGGAGAUGAAGGAUCGUAGAAGACACCUCUCUGGUGACUUUCUACAAGAGGAAGCACUGCCUGCUUAUACAGAUAUCGAAAUGGAGGACCCUACCAGGCAAGAAGUUGAGUCUGUCAUCAGGAAAAAUAGAUGUGUCUGCAUCAUGCAGAAGUGGGGUGGAAAGAGAGAAGUCAUGUAUACAGCCUUCAAAGCUCUUGGAGACAGCGUGGACUAUGUUCAGGUUUGUGAUUCGGACACUAAAUUGGAACCACUGGCCACCGUUGAGCUUGUAAAAGUGCUCGAGUCCAAUGACCGUUAUGGUGCUGUGGGAGGGGAUGUGCGAAUUCUGAAUCUAUCAGACUCCUAUAUCAGUUUCAUGAGCAGUCUGAGGUACUGGAUUGCCUUCAACGUGGAAAGAGCCUGCCAGUCUUACUUUGACUGUGUCUCCUGCAUCAGUGGUCCUCUUGGGCUCUAUCGUAAUGACCUCCUCCAGACUUUCCUUGAAUCCUGGUACAAUCAGAAGUUCCUUGGAAGCCACUGCACUUUUGGUGAUGACCGACAUCUGACCAACAGAAUGCUCAGUAUUGGCUAUGCUACUAAGUACACCGCACGUUCAAAAUGUUAUUCUGAGACACCUGCCCAGUUCUUGCGUUGGCUGAACCAGCAGACACGAUGGACCAAAUCUUAUUUCCGAGAGUGGCUCUACAACGCUCUGUGGUGGCACAAACAUCACCUCUGGAUGACCUACGAGUCAAUCAUUGCUGGUGUCUUUCCAUUUUUUGUCACAAUCACAGUCAUUAAGUUGUUCUUCAGUUGCCAUCUCUGGGACAUCCUUUGGGUCCUUAUCACUAUCCAACUGAUUGCUUUUGUCAAGGCUUUGUAUGCUUGCUUCCUACGAGGCAACAUGGUCAUGAUAUUCAUGUCCCUCUAUGCCGUACUCUACAUGGCUGGACUGCUUCCUACAAAGUACUUUGCCAUUCUUACCAUGAACAAGAGCACCUGGGGUACAUCGGGGCGAAAGAAGAUGGUAGGUAACUAUAUGCCCCUUCUGCCUUUGUCCAUCUGGUGGGCGAUCCUUUUUGCUGGUGUGCUCUACACCGUCAUUAUGAUGUCAUUGUGCACCGAUUGCCGUCUCAUUGAGGCAGAGAAAAACUAUUUGAUCUAUGGCUCUGCUGCCUAUGCUGGCUACUGGCUACUGAUGAUCAGCCUCUACUGGAUUUGGGUCAAGCGCCUUUUCAGAAAGAGGCAGGAUUAUUACGAUGUCACGAACUGAAAAGGCAAGCAGACCACAAACUUUAGAUCCAAGAGCGUAUAAAGGACAUACUACCAGAAGUAUUAGCUGAGAUGCUGUAUGCCAUGAAGGCCAAUGCCACGAUGUGCUGAAGUCUCAGUGUCCUCUUGCAGGCUGUUUACGAGAAUAAGUAAAAGCAAUUACUAUAAGAAAAGAAAACUUCAGGCUGAAGACCUUUUUCCAACGCAGCUUGUUUCUGCUUUUGUGAAUGUUUUUCUUCAGUUCCUGUAUAUUUUAAGCCAACUUUUUAAAGUGUUUUAGAUAUAUUGGAACAAGGAAGACAAGACAGUCACUGAAAAAGCAUCUUACCUGUGUAACCCAAAUAUGGUCCAAACAUCGCACAGUCUUUGGAACCCAACUUCACCGAACAACCAGCUCAACAAACCAUAGAGACUAAAGUGAUUACAGAUGGUGUAGUCUAAAUCUCUAGAGAUUGGAGAUAUGGAAUACUGACUUGAAGAUAUGUAGGGUACAAUGCAGAGGCCAUCUUCAUCUGGUGGCAACAGGCAACUGGAUGAGCAGCUGCACUCUCGAGCCAGUUCUGACUAUUCCCCAAAGUAGAGGAAAAAAUUCUAAAAACUUGAACUUAUGGAAAUGAUGUACAAUGCAAGCCCUCUUAACUUCUUCCUCCCCCUACUCAGAAAAGAUAGGUGGGAAUGGGCAAAGCAUAGAUGUCAAUGCUGCUUGAAACAAAAUAGAGAUGUGUGCUCUGCUACUGUGUUUGUGGACAUCUAUGAGAAUUUUGCAACUUUUUGUGCAUAUAUUGUAUACUAUAUAGAUUUUAUUAAAUUUUAUAUUAUUUAUUUGUGUUUCUAUUAAAUAUUUAACAUUA
Rana temporaria (common frog) is the source of this 2915-nucleotide messenger RNA. RefSeq names its product hyaluronan synthase 1-like. The record is from RefSeq and is a predicted model, not a curated record. The coding region runs from base 143 to 2065 and encodes 640 amino acids. Lineage: Eukaryota; Metazoa; Chordata; Amphibia; Anura; Ranidae. Gene Ontology annotation, biological process: hyaluronan biosynthetic process; extracellular matrix assembly. The transcript has 5 exons. Gene Ontology annotation, molecular function: hyaluronan synthase activity.